Messenger RNA from Syzygium oleosum, 1192 nucleotides. RefSeq lists its product as uncharacterized. NCBI's taxonomy places the organism in Eukaryota, Viridiplantae, Streptophyta, Magnoliopsida, Myrtales, Myrtaceae. The transcript is spliced from 4 exons. Bases 13 to 666 code for a protein of 217 amino acids. The record is from RefSeq and is a predicted model, not a curated record.
GGCAGGGCAGCCAUGGAUUUCCAGUGCGGCGACGCGGCGCAGUGGACCCGAGCUCUCGCCGCCUACUCCGACCGCAUCGCGGCCCUCGACAAGCCCGACCUCCUCCCCCUCGACGACUUCUACCGCCGCCGCCUCCCCGCCCUCCUCCGCGGCCGGAGCCCCGACCCCUUCAUCACCCGCCCGGAGCUCGCCCAGCUCAUGCGGUGGAAGCUCGCCCGCGGCAAGUGGAGGCCGCGGUUGCUGGAGUUCGUGUCGUCGCUGGACGAGGAAGCGGUGGAGUCGUCCUCCCGGAAGGCCUUCGGGUCGCUCCCCGACGUGUCGAAGGCCGUGUCGGAGCUCACGGUCUUGAAGGGGGUCGGCCCCGCCACGGCGUCCGCCGUCCUCGCCGCGUACGCGCCCGACGUCGCCCCUUUCAUGUCUGACGAGGCUAUGGUGGCUGCUCUGGGACACUCCAAAGAUUACUCCUUGAAGCAGUAUUUGCUGUUCGCGGAGAAACUACAGGCUAAGGCAAAGGAAUUAAGCGCCGAGGGGCAGCUUUUCACACCAUCAGACGUAGAGAGGGCCCUGUGGUGUUCCGCUGUUGAGGCCAAGCUGGGAAACUCUCAGUCGGAUUCAGUCGCGAAGACUGAUGGAAACAAAAUGUCCAAGAGGAAAAGAAAAAGAUGAUUUGACGCGGCGGUCAACGACGUCAGGUGUUCGCUAGUCUUUGCUGCGUACUUGUACAUAAUGUAUGUUCGUGCUCCUGGUCCAGAUCGAGGAAAGACCACGAGCAACGCGAUUGCUUCCGGUUUUUUUGCUGAGGGAAAAGUUAUGGCAUCUCUCCUUCCUUCCACGGAACCCAGUCCACAGUAUGUCGCGGAAAAUUCUCCGGUCUCGCUUCACAUCCUACAUGUGAAGAAACCGCCAUCGGUUCACUAAUCAUAUCUAUCAUACAGACCAAGGCCAAAACGGAUUAGUUUGGGAAGUUGGGUCUUCAUUUCAUGGUAUUUUCCUCAAUGUUCCUCAUGAAAUUUGACCUUUCAAAACUUCUCGAACCGGCCCGGUGAAAGCCUUCGGGUGCGACGUCGAUUUCAGCCCGAUUUUCUCGAAACUAGGUUGGACAUGGACGUGUGGGUUAAUGUGAUUGGACAUGAAUGAAUCUCAAUGUUCAUAGGCCGAUGAUUGCUCGAUAAUCAAUUCCUUGAUUGAACGA